Acromyrmex echinatior (Panamanian leafcutter ant) is the source of this 1520-nucleotide messenger RNA. RefSeq names its product acyl-CoA Delta-9 desaturase. Gene Ontology annotation, molecular function: iron ion binding; stearoyl-CoA 9-desaturase activity. Lineage: Eukaryota; Metazoa; Arthropoda; Insecta; Hymenoptera; Formicidae. Gene Ontology annotation, biological process: unsaturated fatty acid biosynthetic process. Gene Ontology annotation, cellular component: endoplasmic reticulum membrane. The record is from RefSeq and is a predicted model, not a curated record.
AUUCGCUAGUCUCAGGUGGCGAGAGUGUGCGAAGCGAUUCCAUUGGUUCAGACGAUCUCAGCUGAGGUCUGGUCCGAGCCGACCAACAGUUUACCCAUACCGUAUCAGACGCAACUCGAUUAUUCUCCCCAAUCCCUGCCAUAACUGCCGGUAUAACGUGAUCCUCAACAAACUGGAUAUUGGAGAAAGGGAAAAAAAAAGACAGAAGAUUUAGAAGAUCUUAAGAUCAGCGCGUUUCAAGCCUCUAUCGUGAAACGAACCAUCAGUCUCGCAUAUCUUUUCUUUUGUCGACGUUAAACGUUAAUAAUUAGAAGUGUUUUCAAGUUGAAAAGCAGGACUUUAUUUAAAAAGACAAGGAUGGCGCCGAAUAUAACAAGCACACCGACGGGAGUGUUAUUUGAAGGUGAGACUCUUGGCGAGCCGCAACUAAUUGAAGAGCCCAAGGAAAAACCUAAAUAUGUUCGGCGUAUCGUUUGGAGAAACGUGGCGGUUUUCUCCUAUCUACAUCUCAGCGCUCUUUACGGAAUUUAUCUCUCAUUCACGUCCGCCAAAUUGGCAACCGUCAUUUUCGCAAUUUUACUGUAUCAAGUCAGUGGCUUGGGAGUCACAGCCGGAGCUCACCGACUCUGGGCACACCGAUCUUACAAAGCCAAGUGGCCUCUUCAGCUGAUACUCGUGAUUAUGAAUACUAUAGCAUUCCAGGAUGCAGCGAUCGACUGGGCUAGAGACCACAGGGUUCAUCACAAAUACACCGAGACCGAUGCUGAUCCGCAUAACGCUAAGAGAGGUUUUUUCUUUUCGCAUGUGGGUUGGUUGCUCUGUAGGAAACAUCCGGAAGUUAGGGAAAAGGGCAAGCGUAUCGAUUUAAGUGAUCUCGAGAGCGAUCCCAUAUUGGCAUUCCAAAAGAAAUAUUAUACCAUAUUGAUGCCAUUAUUAUGCUUCAUUUUACCAAUUAUUAUUCCGGUCGUAUGUUGGAACGAGACCUGGACGAACGCUUACUUUAUUCCUACCAUCCUCCGUUAUAUCUUCACAUUGAACAUGACAUGGUUAGUAAACUCUGCGGCUCAUCUCUUCGGCAACAAACCCUACGACAAGUAUAUCAAUCCAUCAGAGAACAAGAGUGUUGCCAUAUUCGCCCUCGGUGAAGGUUGGCACAAUUACCAUCACGUCUUUCCCUGGGAUUACAAGACGGCCGAAUUUGGCAAUUACAGGUUCAACUUUACGACGGCCUUCAUCGACUUCUUCGCGAAGAUCGGUUGGGCAUACGAUUUAAAGAGCGUAUCUGAGAAUAUGGUGAGGAAACGAGUAGAGAGGACGGGUGAUGGCAGCCACGAGUUAUGGGGUUGGGGCGAUAUAGAUCAAACGCAGGAAGAAAGAGACGAAGCGAUAGUGAUGCAUCAUUACACGAAGGAUCAGUAGGAUCCUACGAGUGUACGUGCAAGACUGUCGAUUAAAUAAGGCUUUCUUCGCAUUCGUUCACAACGAUCAUGAAUUGAUUCGUUUGGACAAAUUUCGUAGAA